Molecule: messenger RNA, 432 nt
Organism: Etheostoma cragini (Arkansas darter)
Lineage: Eukaryota; Metazoa; Chordata; Actinopteri; Perciformes; Percidae
Gene: pyyb
Product: peptide YYb
Exons: 4
Coding region: 85-390 (101 amino acids)
Biological process (GO): neuropeptide signaling pathway; feeding behavior
Cellular component (GO): extracellular region
Molecular function (GO): neuropeptide Y receptor binding; neuropeptide hormone activity
Source: RefSeq, a predicted model, not a curated record
GAAGUGAGCAGCAAGACAGCAGCAGGGCAACCACUGGGGACACUACAUCACGAGACAGCUGUCAAAAAGAAAUCCUGCCAUUGCAUGUGUCUUUCUCCUCAGAUGGCCACUAUGAGAUCUUGGAUGAUGCUUGCGGCGCUCGUCGUCUGCCUGCUGGUGUGUUUGAGCAGCUUUGCGGACGCCUACCCCCCCAAACCGGAGAGCCCGGGGAGCAACGCGUCCCCGGAGGACUGGGCCAAAUACCACGCAGCUAUAAGACAUUAUGUCAACCUCAUCACCAGGCAGAGGUAUGGGAAGAGGUCGACCCCCGAGCAGACGGUGGCGUGGCUGCUCUCUGGGGCUGAUUUGGACCAAGGCACUGAACCACGCUCGGACUACAGCUAUCAGUAGAAAAUGAGCCCGAUGUCGACCCUUCGGCCUGCUCACAUCUCC